Molecule: messenger RNA, 1476 nt
Organism: Gloeophyllum trabeum ATCC 11539
Lineage: Eukaryota; Fungi; Basidiomycota; Agaricomycetes; Gloeophyllales; Gloeophyllaceae
Product: glycoside hydrolase family 13 protein
Exons: 20
Coding region: 1-1476 (491 amino acids)
Biological process (GO): carbohydrate metabolic process
Molecular function (GO): hydrolase activity, hydrolyzing O-glycosyl compounds; calcium ion binding
Source: RefSeq, a predicted model, not a curated record
AUGAAUCUAGGCCCUGACGCGGACUCCGAAGAUAAUCAGAAUCCUCUCAUGAUUCAAUUCUUUACAUGGGAUAGUAAACAUACCCACAUGAGCUGGUGGGAGCACUUCCAGACACAGGUACCCGCGCUUCAGGAGCUCGGGGUAACGCAAGUCUGGCUCCCCCCUCCCAAUAAAGCUAUGGACAGUAAACGUGGAAGAGGCUAUGAUGCCUAUGAUUUGUGGGACCUUGGUGAAUUCCCGCAAAAGGGCUCCACGUCAACCCGGUGGGGAACAAAGGAUCAGCUACUCAGCGCGAUAGCUAGUGCACGAGAACACAAGAUAGACGUUCUCGUAGAUGCUGUCUUGAAUCACAAAAUGGGUGCCGACAGGAGCGAACGCUUCGUGGCGGUACCGGUUGCACCUGACAACCGCCUGAAAGACAUUGGACCUCCCCGAGAGAUUGAGGCGUGGACUGCAUUCGACUUCCCUGGUCGAGGGGACAAGUAUAGCAGCAUGCGAUGGACCCAUGAGCACUUUACAGGAAUAGACUGGGACCACCUUACUAAGAAUAAUGCCGUAUAUCGUAUCCCGACUGACCGUCGGAAGGGCUGGUCGCACUUAGUCGAUAAUGAACUCGGGAACUAUGACUAUCUUAUGGGCGCUGAUAUAGAUCAUAACCAUCCAGAGGUCCGCGAGGAUAUCUUUGCAUGGGGCCCUUGGGUGUUAGAUACCACAGGCGCCGCUGGAUUCCGAUUAGACGCCAUAAAGCACAUCGACCGGGGUUUUCUCUUAGAAUUCAGAAUGUUUGCCGUCGCUGAGUACUGGUCCGCUAACAUAAAGUUGAUACUGCCGUAUAUCAAAGCCUUCCAAGGACAGGUCGCGUUCUUUGACGUGCCCCUGCACGGCAACUUUCACCGUGCGAGCCACUUAGGCCACCAGUAUGACCUCCGCACAAUUUUCGACAAUAGUAUUGUGAAGUACAGGCCAGGGGACGCCGUGACAUUUGUCGAUAAUCACGACACGCAAAUAGGACAGUCACUGGAAAGUUGGGUCGGCGACAAUUUCAAACUGCAAGCCUACGCGCUCAUCCUCCUGCACACUGGCGGCCAUCCGUGCGUAUUCUACGGGGACCUCUACCCAAACACCGAAUGUUACAACAAGCACAUCGCCUUGAAGCUCGCUUUCCUCAUGCGAGCGCGGAAGGUGUAUGCCUACGGAUCCUGCAUCGACUACUUCAAGUCCAGGAACUGCAUAGGGUUCGUCAGGACGGGAGAUAAGCAGCACGACGGUUGCGCCGUUGUGCUUUCCAAUGCGCAGUUGGGGACACACGAUGCGAUCCCUGGGGUGAGGAUGAACGUCGGCGUGCACAAUGCCGGCCUGACGUUCGUGUCGUACCUGGUCGACGGAAAACUGGUCCCGAUUGAUGCGGAGGGCUGGGGUCUGUUCCCUUGCCCGAAGGACGUAGAAGUAUGGGUCAAACGCGAUGGAGAACAAUAG